Molecule: messenger RNA, 2937 nt
Organism: Patella vulgata (common limpet)
Lineage: Eukaryota; Metazoa; Mollusca; Gastropoda; Patellidae
Exons: 13
Coding region: 61-1452 (463 amino acids)
Source: RefSeq, a predicted model, not a curated record
AGACGGUAAGAAGAAUCCAAGAAAAAGAAUGUAAAGUAUAGGGUUAAAGCGCCACCUGUGAUGAAGCAGCCACCAGAUCCUCCUAAAAUACGUAAUCCCCCACCUAAAAUUAGAACACUUCCCAAAAUGAAACUGUCAAAACGUAGACGUAAGCCAGCAGAAGCUCCCGUUAGUGCUCAAGGCUUAAAAGAAAUUCAAGAUCCUUUAGAUUUCUUAGCAAAGUACUGUAUUAUCAAUCCUGUUCGGUUACCGUUUUAUGAACUGAUCUUCGAGGCGGCAGUUUUAGAAAAUAAACCAGAAUUUCCAGUUCCAUAUCUUCCUCAAGUCAACGAUGACGAGCCACCUGUCAAUCAUGCCAGUCACCAACAACAAUCGUCACUGUCACAGCAUGAAAAAACAAUGAUUAAAGACAUGACACUUGUCAGUCAUGGUCUACAACCACCAUUAGUGGGUUAUUCUGUGCCAGAACAAUGUCUAGAGAAAAUGAGCUUCACUAUGCAAACACUUCAUGGUAAAAAAGAAGAAAUGGAAAAGAAAUUGAUGAAUUUAGAAGCUAAACGAAUAAAUAUGCUCGCAGAGCUAGCUAGAGAAGAGUUCCCAGGAAUAGAUGGUAUGAUUUAUUCACCGAGAAAAAAGAAAGGAAAACAAAAGAAGCCAGAACCAACCAGUCCAGAACAAGAUGGGGAGAUAACUGAUGAAACUAUUAUUGAAAGACUGGAUAAAAAGAGUUUAGCCCAGCUUUGUUCGAAAGACGAUAUUCGACAUGUUGACAUAGAAAUAGAGAGAAUUCAUCAAAAGAUGAAAGACGUUACAUUUAGACAAAAUCAAUUAAAAGAUGAAAGGAAUAUGUUAUUGGGUUACUGUGAAGACGAUUUUGUAAAUAGACAAUUUACUGAGAGACAUUCUAAAGACUUCCGUCGUCAACAGAGUGAACUGUACAAUACAUUAAGACCCACACCGGAUUAUGAGAUAACGUUGGAUAAUCUACGUGAAUCUCUACAACAAGUCAACAAUCAUCUUUUAACAGAUAAAGAAUGUGAAUUUAUAUAUCAAGUAUUGGAUCUUCCUGGAAGAGAAAGAAUAAAUUUCCGACUGUUUUCUGUAGUAGCUGCUUUAUCUGAAAAAGUUACACAGCUUGACCCAAUGAUAAGGAGGUUAAUGAAUAAACAUGAUUAUAAAGCAUUGGAUAUAAAGAUGGAGAAAUGUAGGGAAUUAUUUAGCUUUCUAGAAGAUGAUAUUGCUCCCCCAGGGGAGGCAACUGCUACAAGUUUAGCUUUAGAAUUAACAGCUGGUGGACUUACGCCGGAACACACAAGUUAUGUUUUAGGAAAGUUUAACAGAGAAGGUCGGGGUUUGAUCGAUUUUAUGGAUUUUGUCACCUAUAUACCACUGUUUGUAGAAAUACAUCAACGUAUAAUUAAAGAUCCACUGAGUGAAGAUCAAGAUUUAUAAAUUCAUUACUGCAUAGGUUUCACAAAGACAACUGCACAAUAAAAUACAGACAAUACAACUAAUACACAAAUAUCAUACAAUGUGAAAUAAAUUAUUGAUGUAGGUUCAAAUUAUGUCAGGAAUUGCACAAUGUAAACUCACUCACCACUGAAUUAAAUAAUGCAGCGGACCUUUGACAUGCUUUUAGGCUCAGAACUUAUCAUCACAGAGAAAUCAUCAACCCAUGUAGACCAAUCAUCAACCCAUGUAGACCAUAUCAACUUUAUUCUAAAGUUUACAUUGAAACGUGGGUACAAAGGGUUAAUAUCUAAUGGUCCAUCUCAAGUGGAUCGUAUACUGGACACGAUCGGCCAUCUCAGGAUCAGGAUGGCAGUGUGAUGACACCCAAACCAUAACAACUUUAUUUUAAAGUUUACAAUGAAACGUGGGUACAAAAGAUUAAUAUCUAGUGGUCCGUCUCCAGUGGAUCCUAUACUGGAAACGAUCGGCCAUCACAGGAUUGCAGUGUGAUGACACCUUAACCUUCGCGCGACGGCGUUAUCGCGUGUUUCAAGAUUGGCAUAAUGUUGCAUCUUCCACAGAACUGUAGGAGUUGUACUGGUACUAGUUUUCCUUGACAAGACAUUUAUUUUACCACAUUUCAAUAUUAACAUUCUGUUGAAUUAAUUUUUUGAGUUUUUGAAAUAACUGAUCAUGAAGACAUAACGUUCAAAUGUUAUCGCCGUGUUCGGAUGUUGUUACAUUCAGAAUUGCGAGAUUUAAGUGUAUCUCUCAAACCAGAUUUGCAAUAAUGCAUUUGUUAAAGUGUUGUAUUUUCAUUGUAUCUCAUUAUAGGUUAAAUUUAAAAAAAAAGUCGUCAAUCAAAUAAUUAUCAUAAUCCAAAAUGUAUACCAUGAUUCCCCAGAAUCGCUGUUGAUUUUUCAUAAACAAAUUUAAGUGUAUCUCUCAAACCAGAUUUGCAAUAAUGCAUUUGUUAAAGUGUUGUAUUUUUAUUGUAUCUCAUUAUAGGUUAUAUUUAAAAAAAAAGUCGUCAAUCAAAUAAUUAUCAAUAUCCAAAAUGUAUACCAUGAUUCCCCAGAAUCGCUGUUGAUUUUUCAUAAACAAAUCACCAAUAAAUAUGGAACCCGUCUUGUAACCAAAUGUAUAAAUAUUAUACAUUAGCUAAUGUACGUCAAUCAAUAGUGGUAUUUACAUCACUAUUUGAAUUAUACUGAGUAUACUGAGUGCUGCCCUAUAUAGUUAUGUUGCUCAGGUAAUUUGCUGAGCAAAUAUAGGCCAGCCUCGGGUACGUGAAACAAUUAUGAAUCAAUGCAUUAUAACUGCUUUAAUUUAAUAGUAUAAAUUGAACACAUUGUUUAGAUUGUUUUCCAGUUUUGGUGAAAUUUAUUUGUACAUAAUAUAAAGUAGUCUAUCCGUCCCGUUUAUUUUUAUAUGUCUGUGAUAUUUGUUGCAUAUUACACUUUAUUACAAUUGUAAUUAUUUAUA